AAGAUGGCACCCCGUUUGAGCCCAGCCAAAAGCAUUGUUACCCUCAUUCCCGAACCGUGCCUGAGAGUCUCCUGGGGUUCCUGGCUUAGUAUCGCACCAUGGCUCCUACAUGAAGUCCACACAGCAUCUUUAAGCUGAUCUUAACACUUGCGACACAACACUACCCUCUCCCAGGGGUAGCGUAAACUAAGACUCGGCCUUUCCCUCCUGCCAGGAAGACAAUCCCCACAAGCUCUGGCAAAGGAAAGAAACUUCGCGCGAAAAGCUGACUCAAACCGCUGAACCUUCUGGGAAUUGUAGUCCACCCUCAAAAGAGUGGCACGGUGGACGGACCAACGUCCGGUUCUGAGCCCGGGCCUGACCGAGCCCAGGGGACCUCUGGGAGCGCUGCCCACCGAAGGAGUGCGCAGGCGCCGACUCUCCGGCUCGCCAUGGUGGUCUUUGUCUGCUGGCCUGCUUCCUUGUACAUCCGCAGGAGCUGCAAAACCUCUAACAGCUCUAAGGGCUCUGCCGGAAUUCUGGGAUGCUGCUUUGUUCCCCAACCAUAACAUCCACGUCCAGUGUCAUAUUUCAGUUCGCAAGUUUAAAGUCAGCACUUAAAACAAGAACAGCAAUGGAUGAUUGAGAAAGAAAUGUAAAGAAGGUACUCUUUAUGUGAGUAAGCGAGAACCUGGCAGAAGAAGCCUGGGAAGUUUAUAAAGAGAUAAAGACGCAACAUGAAAGACUUGUAAGUUAAGUCUCAUCUUUUUCUGAAAAUACAGACUGAGGAAAAAUUUAGGAAACGUAUUUCCUCUGAACACAGUCUUUGAUUAUUCAAGACUACCCUUCUGUGUAUGGGACUCAGUUUAAAAGAGUUUGAAACAUAACUUAUACACAAUUUAUACUUAAAUAUGAGAGAAGUUCUAUAAGAACCAUCAAGAAUAUAAAGAGAUGUUCUAUUUUAUCCCUUUUUGUAAUCAUCUCAUCUCAGGGUAAUCAAUGUGAGAAAAAUCUUUAUUCAUAAAUUUAACUUUGUUAGAUACCUGAGAAUUAAUAUCAAAAACACACCAUAUGAAUUUAGUGAAUGUGGGAAAACUUUCAUCCUUAUUACAUCUUAUUUGGUACUAGGGAAAUCUGAUUAAAUUCACAUUCAUGAAAGGAAUGUUGGAAAGUCUUCAGCAUGAAUCAGAUCUCCUUCAGCAUGAUCAAAUUCAUAGUGGAGAGAAACCUUAUGAAUGUAAUGAAUGUAGAAAAACCUUUAGCCUGAAGCAAAACUUCCUAGAACAUAAGAAAAUGCAUACUGGAGAGAAAUCUCAUGAAUGCACUGAAUGUGGUAAAGUGUUCUCUCGAGUCUCAUCCCUUACCCUGCACCUCAGAAGUCACACAGGGAAGAAAGCAUAUAAAUGUAAUAAAUGUGGAAAAGCCUUCAGCCAGAAGGAAAACUUCCUUUCUCAUCAGAAACAUCAUACUGGAGAGAAACCUUAUGAAUGUGGAAAAGUUUCUAUUCAGAUGCCAACCCUCAUCAGACACCAGAAAAAUCAUACAGGAACCAAACCCUAUGCAUGUAAGGAAUGUGGCAAAGCGUUUAACAGCAGAGCGUAUCUCACUGAGCAUGAGAAAAUUCAUACUGGAGAAAAACCAUUUGAAUGUAAUCAGUGUGGAAGAGCCUUCAGCCAGAAGCAAUACCUCAUUAAACAUCAGAACAUCCACACUGGAAAGAAGCCCUUUAAGUGUAGUGAGUGUGGAAAAGCUUUUAGCCAGAAGGAAAACCUUAUUAUACAUCAGAGAAUCCAUACCGGAGAGAAACCUUAUGAAUGUAAAGGGUGUGGGAAAGCUUUCAUUCAGAAGUCAAGCCUCAUUAGACACCAGAGAAGCCACACAGGAGAGAAACCUUAUACAUGUAAGGAAUGUGGGAAAGCCUUCAGUGGCAAAUCAAAUCUCACUGAGCAUGAGAAAAUUCAUAUUGGAGAGAAACCCUACAAAUGUAAUGAAUGUGGAACAAUCUUCAGGCAGAAGCAAUACCUCAUUAAACAUCACAAUAUUCAUACAGGAGAGAAACCCUAUGAAUGUAAUAAAUGUGGAAAAGCCUUCUCUCGAAUCACAUCACUUAUUGUACAUGUAAGAAUUCAUACGGGUGAUAAGCCUUAUGAGUGUAAGGUCUGUGGGAAAGCCUUCUGUCAAAGCUCAUCUCUUACUGUGCAUAUGAGAAGCCAUACAGGUGAGAAACCCUACGGUUGUAAUGAAUGUGGGAAAGCCUUUUCUCAGUUCUCAACUCUUGCUCUGCAUAUGAGAAUCCAUACUGGCGAAAAACCUUAUCAGUGUAGUGAAUGUGGGAAAGCUUUCAGCCAAAAGUCACAUCACAUUAGACACCAGAGAAUUCAUACCCAUUAAAGUUCUCUAUGAAUGCCUUGGAUUUAGCAAAACGUUCAGCAGAUUUUACACUGAAUAGUGUAUUGGAAAAUUCAUUUUACAUUAAAGUGACAUGAAUGUGGGAAGUCCAGCAGCAAUUCAAAACUUAAAUACUGUGAUGUCUAUUAAGUAUUAUAAAGAAAACCUGUACCCCCAAAACUCCCACAACAAGCAUUAUUGAUGCUCUACUUCUAGGAGUAUUCUCAUUGAAGUUAGAUUUAGUCAUGUACACUACUUACUGUGUUCCUGGAAGGCCUACCAGAUGCAUUAAGAAAUAGAUAUGAGACCGGGCAUGGUGGCUCA
Molecule: messenger RNA, 2691 nt
Organism: Cebus imitator (Panamanian white-faced capuchin)
Lineage: Eukaryota; Metazoa; Chordata; Mammalia; Primates; Cebidae
Gene: ZNF260
Product: zinc finger protein 260
Exons: 3
Coding region: 1132-2370 (412 amino acids)
Biological process (GO): regulation of transcription by RNA polymerase II
Molecular function (GO): DNA-binding transcription factor activity; RNA polymerase II cis-regulatory region sequence-specific DNA binding
Source: RefSeq, a predicted model, not a curated record